AUUGCGAUUCCGUUUCAUUCUUCUGGGAAAGAUAAGUUUCUAAAAGUUCUCCAAACACUGCAAAAUAAAAUGGAGUAUCGCUAAAUCAUGGGUCAGUCAAGCUCAUUCAAGAGUGUGGUCUUGAAUGUUAUUGUCAGAUGUCUGCUGGAGGUUGCAGAUUUAAUACUAGAUUGGGAUUUCUUCAUUGAAGUAAAUAAAAAAGACGAAGACAGCAUCAUCAAUGUUAAAUGGGCAAUCUUAGCGUUUGCAAUCUUUGGUACUGUCAUGUUUCUCACAAAUUUGAUUGCGUUUUGCGUUAGGGUCUACACUAAAAGAAAAGAGGAGGUAAUUUCAGAUGAAUUCUACGAAGGUGCAAAGACAGCCUUAUCCAUCAUCUCAGGCAUUUGUACGUGGAUGGAAGAUCUUCCACAGAUAUUGCUGGCUGUUGUUGUGGCAGUUAAAACAACAGACCUGAUCUCCGAUGUACAAUUAGUGAAAGCCUGGUAUGCUUUGGUGGAAGCAUUAUUGCAAAUUGCUUUGAACUUCAAAGAACUUCAACUGUGUUCUAGUGAAAGACCAGUGGGUUGCAAACGUGGGCUCGUAGUCUUUAAUCUCAUAGGAUCUAUUCUCAUACUUUUUGUCACUGUUUUUUUACUGACAGAACUUCAUCAGGAUAACUUUAAGGAAAUUACCAUGAAGACCACAAAUUAUACAACCUCCCCAAAUAUCGAGAAUAUGACUUCCUUGUUUAUCUAAAGCCCAGUGAAAAAGUGUAUUGUAGUCAAGUUCAACUACUGUAGAAGUACUUUUUUCCGCGUGGUAUUAAUUUACACUAUGUAUGCGGGAACAAAUUUUCCGCGGAAAUUGUCCUGGCGUACUUAAUAUAAAAUUAAUGUAAGGCAUAUAGUAACAGGCUAAGAAAUCCGCGUAAUUUUCUACCCGCGGAUUAAACAGAAAUUGAGAUUCCGCGGAAUUAUGACCCCGCGGAAAAAAGUACGUCUACAGUAAUUUCAAAUUCAUCAUCUACAUAAGGUCUUUUUUGAUUUAUACAUUUUUUAGCAAAAGAAAACAUUCAUCAUGCAGUUCAUUUAACCACUGGACAAUUGCAAUACCAUGGCCCUAAUUUUUACGUUGUGUUAUACUGGUUGAAGAUACCAGACCAGUUAACAAAAUUGUUAAAUUGUUAUUCAUAAGAAAAAGAAGGAUGUGGGAAAACUUCUGAACAAAAAGGACUACAUGUAAUAGUGUUUGGAAAAUUCAGUGUUAUUUUAGAGAUGUAAAGACGAUAUAGAGACGAUGGUGAAAUCAAACAAAUUCUGCUGCCGGAAAUUCUUAAAGACAAAGUGUUGGAAAGUGUGCAUGACCACGCAAAACAUCAAGGUGUGGAAAGUACAUUGGCAUUACAACGGAAAAAAGGCGUUCCUGGUUACGUUACGAAUGACUCAGGAUGUUCAGAAGUGGUUGAAAGUUGCACGAUUGCAAAGCACCGAUGCCAAGAGCCAGGACGCCAAUUGGGAGUCUCAUUACAUCUCGUCCCAUGAAGAUACAUUCUAUUCGAAAAGUCAACAGAUGGCCGGGAAAACGUGUUUAUCAAUGUGAACAUGGGGAAAACGUGGUGAUGAUACAUAUACUCUCAAAAUUAAACCAGGUAGUACAAACAAGGGACCAGAAAGCUGUGUCAGUUGUUUAAGAGAUUGUUAAGGAAUGCUUUGUGUGAUGAAACAUUUGGAGAUAACAUACAUUACUCAAGAUCAAGGUCCAUAAAACAAUACAAAAUAGGAGCAGAGCAAACACAGACCUCCGAAACAUCAUAGUUGGGAUCAGGUGCAAAGGAGGAGUGAGCAUCCCCUACCGUGAUAUUGACUACCGCACCGUAGACACAGUGACCGGGGGAUAAAUUUUGAAAGUCAUAUAAUACAAGAAUUGUGUAAGAUUUAUGGUGUAGAGAAAUCAAGAACUACCCCCUAUCAUGCUUAAGGUUAUGGAAAGUGCAUACGAUUUAAUCCGACUAUGCCCGAUCAACUACGCACUCACUCCUGAACAGAAGAAGAGAUGAACCGAAUAUCUUCCGUGGCUUCUUUAUCUAUAAUACCACUUUACUGUGAAUAUGUCAACUGGAUGUUUUCCUUACUUUUCUUUAGCCGUGAACCGAUAAUUUCCAUUGAUUUCAUUCUCGGAACUAAUUUAGAGUCGGAGUCUGAUGCUUUCUCCACAGACCCAUGUACGGGUAAACGUAAGAAAA
Messenger RNA from Saccostrea cuccullata (small rock oyster), 2221 nucleotides. RefSeq lists its product as uncharacterized. The coding region runs from base 88 to 735 and encodes 215 amino acids. The transcript is spliced from 2 exons. The record is from RefSeq and is a predicted model, not a curated record. NCBI's taxonomy places the organism in Eukaryota, Metazoa, Mollusca, Bivalvia, Ostreida, Ostreidae.